CUAUGGUUAUAAACCCAACCUCCCUGAACCUGACACCACCAUUUUAAAGAGGUUUACUGCGUAGACUUUCCCAAAGUCUCUAGGCUUUAACUCCUUCUGGGCUGUGUCUGUGGAGGAGGCGGCGACGGCGGCGGCGGGGAGAGAGGAAGAGAAGGAAGCGUCUCCAGCUGGAGCCAGUGCAGCCCCGGGGCUCACCGGGAGGAGCGCCCCUGCCCCGAUGAGCCCCCGCCGUGCGUCCCCGACUGUCCCCCGGCUGGAGUGGGGCACGCAGUCCAGCGCCGACGAUCGCCGCUGCUUUGCCCGUGGGGGUAGGAUGUGGUGAAAGGAUGGGUCUUCUUCUUUCCCGGGCUCACAAUGGCCAGAGAAGAUUCCGUGAAGUGCCUACGCUGCUUGCUCUACGCCCUCAAUCUGCUCUUUUGGCUAAUGUCCAUCAGUGUGUUGGCAGUUUCUGCUUGGAUGAGGGACUACCUAAAUAAUGUUCUGACUUUAACUGCAGAAACAAGGGUAGAGGAGGCUGUCAUCUUGACUUACUUUCCUGUGGUUCAUCCAGUCAUGAUUGCUGUUUGCUGUUUCCUUAUCAUUGUUGGAAUGUUAGGAUAUUGUGGAACGGUGAAAAGAAAUCUGUUGCUUCUUGCAUGGUACUUUGGGAGUUUACUUGUCAUUUUCUGUGUAGAACUGGCUUGUGGUGUUUGGACAUAUGAGCAGGAAAUUAUGGUUCCAGUACAGUGGUCAGACAUGGUCACUUUGAAAGCUAGAAUGACAAAUUAUGGCUUACCUAGAUACCGUUGGCUUACUCAUGCUUGGAAUUUUUUUCAGAGAGAGUUUAAGUGCUGUGGAGUGGUGUAUUUCACCGACUGGUUGGAAAUGACAGAGAUGGACUGGCCCCCGGAUUCCUGUUGUGUUAAGGAAUUCCCAGGAUGUUCCAAACAGGCCCACCAGGAAGAUCUCAGUGACCUUUAUCAGGAGGGAUGUGGGAAGAAAAUGUAUUCCUUUUUGCGAGGAACCAAACAACUGCAGGUGCUAAGGUUUCUGGGGAUCUCCAUUGGAGUGACACAAAUCCUGGCCAUGAUUCUCACCGUCACUCUUCUCUGGGCACUCUAUUAUGACAGAAGGGAGCCUGGGACAGACCGAAUGAUGUCCCUGAAGGACGACACGACCCAGCACCUGUCGUGUCACUCGGUAGAACUGCUGAAGCCAAGCCUGUCGAGGAUCUUUGAACACACGUCGGUGGCAAACAGUUUUAACACACACUUUGAGAUGGAGGAAUUAUAGAGAAUGUCAAAGAAGGAAAGUUAUUUUAUUGGACUUGUGAAUUUUUGAGCACAUACUUACCUGUUUCAGAAAUGUGCAAAAAUAAAAUGUUGCCAUGAAAGAACGCCUAAGCAUAUAAUUUUCUACCCUUUAAAAUGAACAGGGAAAAAUUGCAUAGUGUAAGUCCCCACCAGGACAGUAGUUGAUGCCCUUUGCAAUGCUGGGCACAGAUCUAAUACCUGUGUUAUAGCCUGUGUAAGAUUUUUAUGGACAGAGUUAGGCUUUGAGCUUCUGACAUAGUUUGACCAACUUUUCUGCACCCAUGUAAGUGAGCCACAGUGUGGUAUGAUUGGGGCUACAGUCAGGUUUGAUUUACUUCCCUAAGCUUGCUAGUGUAUAAACUACCAAUUAACUGCUAAUAUAGUAGACAGUACUAAUGACUUUUAUUACUUGGCGUUAUAUUCUUUUGAGAGUGGAUAGAUUAUACAUAAGAAAACUCUAAAUAUUGAUGACUACCUAAGUGAUUUUUUGCGGGUUACUAAAAUAUUCUUACUACUUACAAGAGCAAACUAACAUUGUCUUCAACUGAUCAGGGAUAUAUGUGUAUAUAAGAGUCUGUGUUAAGUCUGUAUGAUUUGGUAGAUUUAGUUUCUUACAAUGUUAAGAAUAACAAUUGUGAAAAGAAUAAAUUUGUCCUGUAUAGCCCCAUUAUUUUUAACCUUUCCAGGAAAUUUUUAAUAGAGCUUUAAAAUUCUGUCUGGGUUUAUAUUACAUACACAACUGUCAAUUUAAAUACUUAACCACUAAUUUUGAAAAAUUAUCAGUGUGAUACAAAGAAAUCAUUAUAAUUCAGAAGGUAGUGUGGUCUCUAUGAAGUAACAGGCAAGUUUAGACAUCAUUUAGUGCAUUCAGCCAUGGAGAUGGAUGCUAUCUUUCUCCCAAACUAACUCUUUUUGACAAUAAACACUUUUUAAAGGGGUU
Messenger RNA from Manis pentadactyla (Chinese pangolin), 2232 nucleotides. It is a transcript of the gene TSPAN12, whose product is annotated as tetraspanin 12. NCBI's taxonomy places the organism in Eukaryota, Metazoa, Chordata, Mammalia, Pholidota, Manidae. Gene Ontology annotation, cellular component: membrane. Bases 355 to 1272 code for a protein of 305 amino acids. The transcript has 9 exons. The record is from RefSeq and is a predicted model, not a curated record.